Messenger RNA from Melampsora larici-populina 98AG31, 1419 nucleotides. RefSeq lists its product as uncharacterized. Lineage: Eukaryota; Fungi; Basidiomycota; Pucciniomycetes; Pucciniales; Melampsoraceae. Bases 1 to 1419 code for a protein of 472 amino acids. The transcript has a single exon. The record is from RefSeq and is a predicted model, not a curated record.
AUGCUAUCAGAGCAACAAGCCUGGGUCGCGGCAAAGAAUUCUGACAUACUCGUCAACCAUUCUUCAUUACGCAAAGUACUGGCAAGUGAAGCUUGUGAUGGGCAGUUCGAUUGUGUUCUGAAUACGAUUGAGCAGUGGAAGUGCUCAUCUGUCUACAAAGAAAAUCAAAAGGACAUUUUGGGAAUAUUAAAACUGCGAUACGAUGCUGCUUGGGCAAAGGAGGUCCGGAAAGCCAAGAAAGAAACUCGGAAUAAAGAAAAGGAGCUAGCUCAACUGGUAUCCCAAAUAACUCAUAUGAUACAGGAUCCAAAUCCGACUCAGGACCCUGAGGUUGUAGAGUCAGAUAUUCGACAAGACGAAAAUUUUUUGGAGACUAUCAGCAAUCCACCUCCAGAGCUUCUUGUAUCUCAAGACCCUCAAACCCAUCCACCUGGUCAGGCGCUUCACCAUUAUCCGAUUCCAACUAAUGGUCAUGAGGUUGUAGAGUCUGAACUUUGCUUGGAUCCUAUCAUAAAAACACCUCCAGUUUCAAAUCGACCUCCCAAAAGAUCAAUUGGUUUGGGCGCUUCCGCAGAAGAGCCAGCCCUUCGACCACGAUUAGAAGAUAGUCAUGAAAGUAUGUAUACACCUACGUAUGAACAUAAUCCAAACUACCACCAUGACAAUGUUUACUACUACUAUAACAAUGCCCACACCUACGAUAACAACACCAACUACUCUCAUCGCAAUCAGAACUACAACAAUCACGAUGCAAACACCUACAGUGAAAACAUCGUCCCCUUGAAUCACGAUCUGAUCUACUCAAAAGACUAUCCAAUACCACUGCCACAAACUCAUCUUCAAAGCUACGGAAACGAGGAAAACUAUCAAAAGAACAUAGAAAAUAAGGAGAACUACUACGAUCACAUUCAAAUGCCACAACGUGAUUUUUCAAACUACUUAGGUGAGGGCAGAGUAAAUUACGGUGAUCAGAAUCAAGAGGAAAAAUAUCAAAAGAACGGAGAAAUUAAUGAGAACUACUAUAAUCACAAUCGAAUACCACAAUGUGAUAAUCAAAACUACUUAGGUGAGGUCAGAGUAAAUAAUGGAGAUCUCAAUCGAAUGUUACCACCUGAUCGUCAAAACUACACUAACGAGGAAAAUAGAUCCUAUAGUCAAUACUACACAGAACAUUGUGACUAUGAAAACUACGCUCAUCUUAGAAGUGACAAUCAAAACUACCGCGAUUAUCCAAACUAUGAGACCACCGACCACACUCCUAUGCAAACUCAAAACCAUCCUUCUAACCAACAACAUCUUCAAAACUACGCUGAUCAUGAAGACUUCAACUACUCCACUCAAACUUCCAAACAUCAAAAUGUUUACUACAAAACCUAUCAUCAUCACUACCAUUCACAAGUUCCACCCAAUCAGCAUUAG